UGUAACUAUACCUAUAUACGUUGCCAAGGGUUCGAAGUCUUUCACCCAAUUCUCCGAACCAAAUAUCCUUCAGUACACAAAACCCUAGAGCGAGAAAGGGGUUUUAGAGAGAGAAAAAAUGGAUGCCCUAAGAAAGCAACUGGACGUUCUGAUGGGAGCGAAUCGGAACGGGGACGUGAGGGAAGUCAAUCGAAAGUACUACGAUCGUGACGUUUGUCGUCUCUUCUUGGUUGGUCUCUGCCCUCACGAACUCUUCCAAUUAACUAAAAUGGAUAUGGGGCCUUGCCCAAAGGUUCACUCAUUGCAGCUGAGGAAAGAAUAUGAAGAAGCCAAAGGCAAAAGUGUUGAUAACUAUGACAGUGAAUUGGAGAAUGUUAUAGAUAGGCUCAUUGUUGAGUGUGACAGAAAAAUUGCAAGAGCUCUUAAGCGUCUUGAUGAAGAGGAUGCUAAAGCUGCUAUUGCAAUUUCUGUGUCUGAGGUUACCCAGACACCUGAGGUUUUUGAGUUGUCAAAGCAGAUCACGGAAAAAUUAAAAGAAGCUGAUCAAUAUGAUCUUGAAGGCAAUACAGAUAUGAAGAUUCGAGCUUUGGAAGUGGUCGAAGAACUCAGAACAAAAAGAGCUGACAAACAGUCAACGCUUCUUUUGGAUGCCUUCAAUAAAGACCGUGCUUCAUUACCUCAACCCCUUCCAAACCCUCCACCACUGGCGCCCUUACCUGAACUUGCUCCUGAUCCUCGCACACAAGAAAUGAUAAAUGAGAAGCUGCAGAAAGCAGAAGAUCUUGGUGAGCAAGGAAUGGUCGAUGAAGCACAGAAAGCACUGGAAGAGGCUGAAGCACUUAAGAGGCUGGCUCCUCGGCAGGAACCUGUUACGGAUUCCUCGAAAUACACUGCGGUUGACGUGAGAAUUACUGAUCAGAAGCUACGUGUCUGUGACAUUUGUGGAGCAUUUUUGAGCGUUUAUGACAGUGAUCGACGUUUAGCAGAUCAUUUUGGAGGAAAGCUUCACUUGGGUUAUAUUCAAAUCCGUGAGAAGUUAGCUGAGCUUCAGGUGCUGGUAUAAUGUUUCACUUUCUUCUAUAGAGAUUCUCAGUUAAUAUUCCAUCUAUUUCUUAUCCCUUCCCUUGAUGUGAAGAAAAUUGAUGGUUCGAAUGGUAUGUAAUAUGAUACAUGAUCUUUGACAAAUUUUAAUCUAGUGCGAGAAAGAUCUUCAACCUGUAUUAGUCACUGUUCUGGUUUGGUUUAUUAGGAAACCAAAUUGUUUAAGAAACUAGAUAUAACUUAUAAAAAUCACUUCAACCGACUAAACCAGCCUUUUUUUGCUGGUCUUUAAGAACCAAUGUGAGUGAAAUAAAUUUUUUUUUUUUCAAAUUACAAAUUAAAAAGGAGUCUGAUAAUAUGCAUUUUAUAGUAAUACAUAGCUAUUGUAUCUCAUAUAUCAAAUCUUAUGGUAAAACAUGACAUUGGCGUAAUUUUAGGAAAAUUUAGAACAUCAAUUGACAACUUGAAUGAAUACAUUGUUUAUGAUCUCUAAUAUGUAGUAAAUGUAUAUUAAAUUUUAAUUAUUCAUUUCUGUAACACUUAUUCCGUGUAAUUCAAGUUGAUCAACUAUAGAAUUCAAUUUUAUAAUUUGACCAAAUGAACUACUUGUCUGACCAAAAAUGAAUCAAAUGAUUGGUCCAGUGUUUGUAAGAUUGUUUCAAUCAUUAGUUGAUUACACUAGGUUAACUUAUGUUAAAAAUUUUGUUGAAUGGAAUUUCUAGCAUUAAAUAAUAAUUACAUUGAUUGUGCUGAUAUAUCUCUAUUGAUUAAUUUAGUUAGCUCCUUGCUUCACUCUGGUGGGCACUUUGCGCCUCAAUUAAUGGGUUUGAGUGCCUUUGAGGGCACCUCUUGCCUUAAAGUACUCUGCUUUUUGAAAUGACUUUUCUUGUGCCAUCAUCAGUGGAGUUGCCAUGUUUCACGUCCUUAUGCCUUCUUAAAACUGAGGGUAUUGUUCAGAUUGUUUCUGAUAACUUUUAGUGGCAGGCAGCACACAUGCGCCCCCUUAUGCUAUUUUAGUGAACUUGUAUGAGAGUCAAGGCUUAUGCAUUUUUUCUUUUCCCUUUUUCUUUUCUUGGGCUGAAGGAGAAAGCUUUAUUUGAUGUGUGCUCCUUUGUUCUUUUGAUAUUCCGCACUGAUUAGGGUGAGUGAAGCAUAUUUGGUAGUGUGACUUCUGCUUUAUGCUUUUGUUGAAUCAUUUGUUCAUUCAACUCCAUUGAAUUCAAAGACUCAGCUUUUUAUGGCCUUCUUGAAGGGUAAUUAGCAACUUGUCUGAGAGGGAGUGAAUAAGGUAAGUUAGUGGGCAAAAUAAUUACUGUGGUUUUGAGAUUAUCCCUUUAGUGAAUAAGUCUUUACUCUAUAUCGUUUAAAGUCUGCGAAUGAUGCGUAGAAAUGUGGGUUCUUGGUGCUUGAAUAUCAAUGUUGUCUUUCCAUUUGGUUCUUAGUUCUGCCUGAUAUUGUAUUUUAUUUUAUUUUUCUAUUCCCUUCCCCUUUUUAAGGAAAUUGUGAUAGAAAGAAUAUUAAUAAAAUUCAAAGUUCAAUUAUUUUUAUGUGUGCAGUGUCUACUGCAUGCUAAUAUUCCUAGUUCUAGUGUUAUGGAAAUUUUUUAUUUUUUUUUU
Messenger RNA from Cornus florida, 2657 nucleotides. RefSeq lists its product as uncharacterized. Gene Ontology annotation, cellular component: U1 snRNP; U2-type prespliceosome. Gene Ontology annotation, molecular function: mRNA binding. Bases 119 to 1063 code for a protein of 314 amino acids. Gene Ontology annotation, biological process: mRNA splice site recognition. NCBI's taxonomy places the organism in Eukaryota, Viridiplantae, Streptophyta, Magnoliopsida, Cornales, Cornaceae. The record is from RefSeq and is a predicted model, not a curated record. The transcript is spliced from 12 exons.